CGUCUAUCUAUUUCUAUGCUCAGAACGGAUUGACAACAAAGUGAUAUGUAACAAUGCUUGCUUUGCUUGUGUGUGGUAAAUUAACCAUCUGAGUUAUUAUUUUAGGAACUUUACUCGUUUGUAAACUGCUUACUCCCUCACGCUUGCGAGUGGAGGCACUCGCACUUCCCGGUAGCCCCGCGUCAUCAGGCUGUCGUCUGCAGUAGAGGUAUCAGAGUGAUCACAACGGUCCGAUGAGAGUGUUGGUGACAGGAGGCUCUGGCUUGGUGGGCAGGGCCAUACAACAUGUGGUCAAAGAGGAAGGGAUAGGUAAAGAAGACGAAUGGAUUUUCCUCUCCUCCAAAGACGCCAAUCUCAAGAGCAUGGAGGAGACCCUGGAGGUGUUUAGAAAAUAUCGGCCAUCCCAUGUUAUCCACCUGGCUGCCAUGGUGGGGGGGCUUUUCAAGAACAUGAAGUUUAACCUGGACUUCUGGAGGAAUAACAUCUACAUCAAUGAGAAUGUGCUGCAGGCAGCACAUGAAGUCGGUGUGGUCAAGGUUGUUUCCUGUCUGUCCACCUGCAUAUUUCCAGAUAAGACCACCUAUCCCAUUGAUGAGAAUAUGAUCCAUAACGGCCCACCCCAUGAGUCCAACUUUGGCUACGCCUAUGCAAAAAGAAUGAUAGAUGUCCAAAACAGGGCCUAUUUCCAGCAGCACGGACGUUGCUACACAGCUGUGAUCCCCACAAAUGUGUUCGGUCCCCAUGACAACUUCAGUAUUGAAGAUGGUCAUGUGCUACCAGGUCUAAUUCACAGAGCUUACAUUGCCAAAAAAGAGGGGAAGCCCUUGGUCGUCUGGGGCUCUGGCACUCCGAGAAGGCAGUUCAUUUACUCGUUGGACUUGGCUCGCCUCUUCCUGUGGGUUAUAAGGGAAUAUCCAGAGGUUGACCCAAUCAUCCUUUCUGUUGGUGAGGAAGAUGAAGUAUCAAUCAAAGAAGCAGCAGACGCAGUUGUGCAUGCACUGGACUUUAAGGGCGAAGUGGUUUAUGAUACCAGUAAAGCAGAUGGGCAGUUUAAAAAGACAGCCAAUAAUGCAAAGCUGCGCAGCUAUCUACCAGAUUUCGGCUUCACACCCUUCCAACAAGCUCUCAAGGAGACCUGUGACUGGUUCGUUGCCAACUAUGAUACAGCUCGCAAGUGAAAAAGCAGUUAUCAAGUGGGGAGUAAGACAACAAAAUCUGCAGUCUGUUACAAGAUGCUCGUACAGAAGUUGCCGAGAGCCGGGCUUGCGUUCCUGAGUGAGCUGGAUGGAGAAUCGCAUCUGCAACAUCCGAAUGUGUGAAAUCAGAUCUGUUGUUUGUUAGUUAUCCAUCAGACUUUCACUUGUUUGGGAUAUUUCCACAUUAAAAGGCCAUGGUAAACUACAAAUGUGUUAAUUGACUCUGCAUAAUACAUUUUGUAUAUGUACAGUAUAUAUCAGUGGUGUUCAGUCAGGCCCAGCAAAGCCUUCUCUUCAGGCCUAAACAUGAUCAGAAACACAGACCUACGUCUACAACUUUAACUCGAGUAUUUGUUCCAUGAAAUUGUACUAAUUUAUUCCAACAGUCAAAUAUUUUUGUUUAGUAGUGUGUCUCCUGGCUUCUGUACGUCUCCUGUAUGUGCAUGUUAGAUGUAUAUCUGUGUCAUCUGACCAGAGCCUUCAGAAUCAGGAGUGUUGGUCCCUGUCACAUACACACUAUAGCAAUGAGGCUGCCAAUCAGACUUCAGGUUUGCCUCUCAGUUUUCCGGUUGCGCAGAGCAAAACUGUUCAACAAGCCAUGUUACGCCCACAAUGUCAUGUUAUUAGAUCAACAUUGCUUGUGAACUGCUUCAGAUGAGAUGUGAGUUGUCUGAAUCUUUCAUCACCGAGCCGUUCUAUUUACGCUUGUGACAUUUGGCUGAGCGCCAACUUGACAAGCACCGGUGUACAACUGAUCACAGGUGGAAAUUAGUCACUAAAGCAAAGUUACUAACAGUAAUGUAAGUAAGACCUAUUGGUGAUUAUGUAUUCUUAAAUAAGGAGACGUAUAUUAUUGAUAGAGAAUUGGUAUCAUGGCAAUGUCACUGUGAUCACGGCUAUGUUAGUUCAUGUGUUGGGGUUCCCUUCUAUUUAAACGCCUGAUGGUGCAGCUCUAAUGAGUCUAUUGCUCUAUUUGGGCAACCAUUUACUGUCAUUUUUGACACUGUCUCUCACAGUGCCUGGCCGAAAAAUAUCUGGCCGGCCCACUGAAGGCACAGGUACCAAAUGCACAGCCCGAAACUUGUAUACAGUCAUGGAAAAAAUUAUUAGACCACCCUUGUUUCUUCAGUUUCUUGCUCAUUUUAAUGCCUUGUACAACUAAAGGUAUCUUUGGUUUGGUUUGGUUUGGUUUAAUUUAUUUCGAACACGCAUAUGUCCGAAAAGGAGUAGGAAGAAGCAGAGCUUAUUUAAUCCUACCCCCUCUUCGUAGCACAUCAAUUGCUAAUACAUGUGUGUACAUACAAACACGUGCAUACAUAUAUAUACACGUACAUCUGCACCUACACCAGUACGCACAUUUUUACAUAUACAGUAUACAGGUACACAAAUGAUUAAAAAAAAAAAAAAAUUCCCUUUCUCCAUUUUUUCCUCCUUUUCCCUUUCUAUUUAUCCUGUCCUUUCUCUCCUGUUGAUAUCCACAUCGUCUUUAGUGUUGCACUGCUAGUGACGCUGGGUUUGUAUACAAGAGUUCCUUUUAUUAUUUAUGUCGAGGUUAUUGCUGUGGAAUGUAGUCCUUCUCUGUCUUGUAGGGUGUUUCCUCAUAGUAAUAUGAUCUUUAAUAUGCAUCCAGAUCACUGAUAUCUUGGACAACAAGCACUCUUGCGACUCCUGGACUUCCUUUUAGUUUGAUGUAGAUUUUCCCGUUAGUGCUCCAAGUGUUUUGAAUCUUUCCUUGCUUCCUCAGGUCUCGUGCUUUCCUGGCGAUGUCGGAAUUGCGUUUUGUGAGAUGCUCAUUCAUGUAGACGUUGGUGCCUCUUAGCUUCUUUCCCUGUUUCAGCAGUGCAGCUUUGAAUUCCCUGUUGGUGAACUUAAUGAUGACAGGUGUGGUGUUGUUUCUGCCAUGGAGUGGGACGCAAGUGUCAAUACUGUUUACAUCGACAUCCACCUCCUUCGAGUGUAGGAAGUUAGCAAUCUGCUGCUUUAUUGAAGGAACAUCUCUUGACUUGGGUGUGAUUUGGAGCCCUGUGAGGACCACAUCAUUCAUUCGUGCCAUCUGAUCCAUCUCGUCAAUGUAGUUUUUAAUUUGCUCCUUGAUAUUCUCCUUUGCUUCUUUCUCUUCCUCAAGGGUGGUGCGAAAGGCAGCAUUAUCCUUCAAUAGUGCCUUGAUGUCAUCCUGUAGAAUGUUGAUAUCAUUGCAUAGUGCUGUAUUUUCUUCCCUGGGGUCUUUAGCGUCCUUAGGAUCAGUACAUGAGGUGGCUUCCAUAUGGUUUAUAGCCUCCUUGAGAACAGUGCGCAAGGCAGCGUUAUCUUCCAAUAAUGCCCUGAUAUCAUCCUGCAGAACCCUAACAUCCUUGCAAAAUGCUGUAUUUUCUUUACGGUUUAUCGCUUCCAGAAGAGCAGAGCGCAAGGCAGCAUUGUCAUUCAACAGUACCUUAAUGUCAUCCUGCAGAGCCUUGAAAUCUUCCAUAGGGUAUUUAACCUCCUUAAGAGCAGCACCCAGGUCUGCAUUUUCAUCUUGCAACUUCUUGACCUCUUUUCUUAGUUUUUUGAUAUACUUGUUCUGUGCUCUAUUUUCUUCCAUAAUGUUUGUGAUUGACUUACUCUGUACUCUAUUUUCUGCCAUAAUGUUUGUGAUACCAUUCCUUAUAAUUGCAUUUGAAGCUGAAUGUUUCGCUGCCAUUGAAUGCAGUUUCUCAAUUGCUUGCAUUAUUUGUGGUAGAGUGAUCUCUCUACCCUCGAGGAACUCCUUGGUAGCCUUCUUAAACUCCAGGUAUCCUGGAAAAAGGGCUUCUAUUUUUAUGUCCGCGUCAGGGCCUGAAUCAUUUUCCUCUUCGAGUUCAGAGCCAGUAUCAUUUUCCUUUGUGUUUGACAUUGUUGCUAAGCAACCUCUUUGAACUUCAGCAGUUCGCUAACUAGCUAGACUUGCUAGCAGGUAUCUAUACUUGUAUCUGUACCUCUCGACUAUCCAAGUUAAAGGAAUUCAGAUGGGGGAUUCAGCCAUCAGCGCUGAUCCUGUGCUCAUGAAGUGUUGUCAGGAAGCACCAAAAUAGUUAAAAUUUCCAGUAUCAUCAACAGAGCUCCUGCCAUACACGUCCUUCCCCGUCAAGGAAAAAAAAAAAAAAAAAAAUACUUGUUUGGACAAGUAUAACAAUGACAACAAAAAUAGCACAUAAGAGUUACAUUUUGUGGCAGUACAAUGCUAUCGUUCAAGGGUGUCCAAAGUGCGGCCCGGGGACCAUUUUCGUUCGCGGGUGUGAUUUUAUCGGCCCGCAGCACAUUCUAAAAAUGUAAUUUAACAAGAAAAUUAAAUUUAAAAAAACAAUAGCAGCAGCAAAAAUGGAAAAGUCAAAAUAUUAAGAGAAGAAGAAUCUAGCAAGGAAAAAAAGCCAAAAUUUCACAAGAAUAACGUAAGCGUAUAAGGGAAAAUGUCAUUUUAGUAGCAUGAAGUUGAAAUAUGAAAGAAAAAAAGUUGGGUUUUUUUAAAGAAAAAUAUUAUUUUUUAAGUCAAACAAUGAAUAAAGUUGGAAUUUUUGGGAACUUAGUUUGGGGAAAAAUGUAUAACAUGGCAAUAAAGUCAAAAUAUUAGGAGAAGAAAAUAUACAAGAAGAAAGUUGAAAUAUUUUGAAAAUAAAAAAAAGCAGAAAUUGGACCAGAGUACAGUCAAAAUGUUAAGAGGGAAAAAGUUGCAAUUUCAUGAGAAUAAACAAGUAAAAUGAUCAUUUUAGUAGUUGUAGUAGAAAAAAUACAUAAUUAAAAAAAUACUGUAUAUACAUUUAUAAUUGCAAGAAGAAAAUGUACAAAAGGAAAGCUGAAACAAAAUAGCUGGGAAAUUUUAAAAAACUGCAGAAAUGGAAGAAGCAGCUGUCAUUUUACGGGAAUAAAGUAAAAAAAUUAAGAAAAAAGUUAUAAUCGAAUGAAAAACAAGUCAAAAUUUUACAAGAAUAAACUGGUAUUAUUAAGGAAAAAAUGUCAUUUUUAGUAGCAUUCUAUGCUAUGCUUCUUAGCGUAUCUCCAUGUGUUGCUUUAUAAAAUAUCAAAGUGGCGAAGUUGCAUCCCUUCAUUUUUCACUAUGUGGCCCUCGCUGGAAAAGGUUUGGACACCCCUGCUAUAGUUAUUCAUGUGAGAACGUUAAGUGGUUUUGGUUAUAACCAAGAAAACCAUGGAAAUUGCUAGAUAUCAGCUCUUAAAUUCAGCUCUUAAAAUUGGCCAUCAUUUCAUCAAAACUGAAUAACUUUAAGAUUUGAUCUCGGCCAAUGCCUCUCAGAGUUCUCCCAUCACACUUUGGCAAUUGUGAACUUCAAUUAGCACAACUGAACUAUUAUGCUGUGUUUAUUGUAUGGCUCACAUGAACUUGACUCAGUGUGGUUUGUGAGUAACACACUCUUCUGGUGAAUAUACUGUAUGUAAUAGCAACUGGGCUUCACAGUAAAUAUAAGCAAGACGGUAGGCUUAUGAAUUACCCAAAGAAUUGUGAGAUAAGCUACUUCAUUUUACAAAUAAAGAGUAGCAAUAGCAGUGUGCCGGCUUGUGGCUGCCUUUGGGCGGUGCGGACCAGACGCUUUUGAGAAAAUAUGUCGUCAAGGGGGGUUGGAAUGUCGCCAGAUCUAGCGACAAAACCACCAAGUUGGCAACACUGGCUCCUUUUUUCGUGGUGGCAUGUUAAGUGGUGAGUGAUGCUUCAGCGGGCUUGUUACCUUUCAGCACCUCUUUUUUGCACCUGUGCGUUGUCCACGCCAGCGGCCACUGAAGUUGCUAGGCCACUUUAUUCCUUGGCGGUGAUGCGAAUAAAAUGACGCUUAAUAGUGACGUUUCAACAGCCUGAACCAAAGUCCAAGGCCAAAUUUUUGUCUACUGAUGGCGAGCCAAACAGAACAGCUCAACUAUUACACACAAAUGUUCACUGUUUUUGGAGUGAAUCCCACUGCAAAAAAAGUUGCCGAAAAGCAGGUCAACAGCAAAGGCAAAAAACACGAAGAAACGAUCUUAUUUGAACGUGAGGAGAGCCGGUGCUACCAGAGAGAGUUGAUAAGAAUCUGGUGACGUUUGGUACGCACACGUAAUUAACAAAAUAAAUGAAAAACAAUCAAAUUAGGGGGUUUCUACAAGACCCUGCCUCUUGCAUGAAGUCAGCUGGGAUAGACUCCAGCGUACCGGCGACCCUAGUGAGGAUAAGCGGCACAGACGAUGGCUGGAUGGAUGGGUUUCCUACAAGAUUCAGAUUGUUAAUUGGGUGAGACAGUUCCACGGCCUGUUUUGUCUGAGGUUGACAAUUUAAAAGGCUGUACUGUAUUGUAAAAUACGCCUUGCCGUCUGUUUGAACUCACACAUACAAAAUACGACAGAAUUGGACUACCUCGCGGAGGUAGUUGGACAGGUGUGAUACUAAAGUGUGCACGUCUGAUGGCGAUCACAGAGGUCCAGGGAAUUCUCAGGUCGCUCGUGUGUACGCUCAGACACUUGAAAAAUGAGGGGGAAUGUUGGUUUUAACAGUUAUUUAAUUUCCCCCUUCU
Dunckerocampus dactyliophorus (ringed pipefish) is the source of this 6706-nucleotide messenger RNA. Its product is annotated as GDP-L-fucose synthase-like. The record is from RefSeq and is a predicted model, not a curated record. Gene Ontology annotation, molecular function: GDP-L-fucose synthase activity. NCBI's taxonomy places the organism in Eukaryota, Metazoa, Chordata, Actinopteri, Syngnathiformes, Syngnathidae. The transcript has 10 exons. Gene Ontology annotation, biological process: nucleotide-sugar biosynthetic process. Bases 234 to 1178 code for a protein of 314 amino acids.